Messenger RNA from Octopus sinensis (East Asian common octopus), 1433 nucleotides. RefSeq lists its product as uncharacterized. The record is from RefSeq and is a predicted model, not a curated record. The coding region runs from base 750 to 1433 and encodes 227 amino acids. Lineage: Eukaryota; Metazoa; Mollusca; Cephalopoda; Octopoda; Octopodidae. The transcript is spliced from 4 exons.
CACACACACACACACGGGAGCACCCAUGUAUACUGCCUGUCUGGCGGGAAAUCGACGAUAAUAUUGAGUCAUAUUAUGUAAUAUAAAUUGCUCGACGAUAUAUACACACAUAUAUAGAUACACACACACAUAUAUAGAUAUACACUCACAUAUAUUAUAUACAUUCAUACUUAAUGUAAAAGGCAGGAAUACGCAAGAGUAGGAACAUCUUUAAUCAUUAAUCUUGCUCAGUCAGGACUGACCUUGGUCUACAGCGGCCUAGUGUGUGAUUUUGAACAGCCCUUAACCCUCUACAUUCGACAUAUUUUUGGUACUGCUAGCGAACAGUGGUCUCGGUGCGCGCAGUCGCGUACUCGCGCAUCCCACAACGACUACCUAGCAAAGUAAAUAAAACACCAAAAACACAAAAUAAAUAAUUUAUUAAACAAAGUAAAUAACACACAAAAACACAAAGGAUCGACUAGUCACGACUAGCUAGCACGGAUACGCGAGUGCGUGCACCGGAACCACUGUUCUCAAGUAGUACCCAACAUAUUUUGACCCACUCUCCUCCUCCACCUCCUCCUUACAGAAGUAUCCACCUCGCAUCGCCCGCACCUCCAGGAUGUGACCCUGGUCUACGAUUACGUUGAUAAGGAAGCGGCCACGACAAGGGAGAUAACUCUACGUCCUUCGCCAACUCUUACACAAUUUCCCCCUCCAAUGACAUAAAACACGUCGACGGGCACCUGCCGAAACUUCUACGCUUUAUGCUUCGCCACGGAAAGCAAGGCUCGAAUCAACUUAACCUCUCACCCGUACAACAACCGUACCAAAACAUGGCCCAUAAAGGUCAGACCGGUUCUUUCGAAGUAAGUGUCUGCUACCAAGAGAGAACGAAUAGUUUACUGGUCGGUAAUAAUAUGACCGUUAGCAGUUUCCUACCCAUCGCAGUUAAUUUUUUCUUGCACAAAACGGAAUCCAUCGAGAAAUACAAGAUUAUUUACGCUGGUUCUGUCUUAAAGAACGAAGUAUUGUUAAAGGAUUUACAGCUUUGCACUUCAAGUGUUUUGCACAUGGUGAAUACGGAAAAGAAAAACCAUUUGAGCUCACAAAAUGAGAGUAAAGAGUACAGCUAUUACGUCUACUGCUACGAAUGCAAAGACAUUGCAUCAGCCCAGCUGAGGAUCAAAUGCCAGCAGUGUGGCCAGUGCCAAAGGUUCCUCAUCGACAAACAACACGUGAGUAGUUUCACUUUCGCUUUCCUCUCUUUUAUUACUACUACUGCAUUUAGCCAUUCUGCUUGCUUCAUUAUUGCUUUUUUGUCCAUUUAUUGUUUGUCUUUUCUUGUUCUGUUACGUCUCGAUCCCAUUUCACGCCAAGUGCUCGCCAGUCGUCAGCAGAAGGGAAACAAUAUUAUCGUUAAAGGUGCGAAAUUGCGUUUGACCCUCUGA